Molecule: messenger RNA, 822 nt
Organism: Neltuma alba
Lineage: Eukaryota; Viridiplantae; Streptophyta; Magnoliopsida; Fabales; Fabaceae
Product: probable polygalacturonase At1g80170
Exons: 9
Coding region: 310-822 (170 amino acids)
Biological process (GO): carbohydrate metabolic process
Molecular function (GO): polygalacturonase activity
Source: RefSeq, a predicted model, not a curated record
AGGCGAAGCGGAGAUCAAGAAGGAGAUGGCCAACAUAAUGAUACCAAGGCAUUUCAAGAAGCUUGGAAAAUAGCUUGCUCGUUGCAUGGACGAACAGAGAUUUUGUUGCCAUAUGGGAAAACAUUUUUGGUGUAUCCACUUGACAUUGUGGGACCUUGUCGGUCCAGGGUCACUUUGUUGAUCUUAGGAUCAAUAGUGGCACCAAAAGAUCCAGAGCAGUGGAAUGGUUUUGAUCGACAGAAAUGGCUUUCGUUCAGAUGGCUGAAUCAUCUCACUGUAGAUGGUGGUGGCAGUGGCACUAUCAAUGGAAUGGGCCACAAUUGGUGGUCCAGAUCAUGCAAGACCACCCCAAAUCAUGCAUGUGAAGCCGCUCCAACGGCCGUCACUUUCCAUAGAUGCUUCCAUCUCAGAGUGAAGGACCUCAAAUUGCUCAAUAGCCAACAAAUCCACGUGGCCAUCACUAGUUCAAGGAACGUCAUCACAUCCAAUCUCCGAGUGCUAGCUCCUGCCUUUAGCCCCAACACUGAUGGAAUUCAUAUUGGUGCUUCAAAGGGUGUUGAGGUCAAGGAUUGCUUAAUCCAAACAGGGGAUGAUUGUAUUUCCAUAGUCACCAAUUCCUCAAAAAUCAGGAUUACAAACUUAUCCUGUGGUCCAGGCCAUGGCAUCAGUAUCGGUAGCUUGGGCAAAUUCAACACGUGGGAGAAGGUGCAAGAUGUAACAGUGGAUGGAGCUUUUCUUUACAGAACUGGUAAUGGGGUAAGAAUCAAGACAUGGCAGGGUGGUGGUGGUUUUGCCUCCGAUAUCACAUUCAGAAAAUUUUGA